AUGCCCUGGAGCCUGGACCCGGAAUGGAACCUUCUAGGCCCGCACCUUCAUUUGAAGAAAGACCCCCCCCCCCCCCCCCCCAACAAGCAUCGCUUCUCUGUGACAUCCCCAUGUCCCCAUGUUGAACUUUCCAGGUACCCUAAGCUGGGGACCCAGCACCCCGAGUCUAACUCCGCCGGGGAUGACGUGUUUGCCAAGUUCUCGGCGUUUAUAAAGAACACCAAGAAGGGUGCACACGAGAGCCACGAGAAGAGCCUGCUGCGGGCCCUGCGGCGGCUGGACGACUACCUGAACAGCCCUCUGCCCGACGAGGUGGAGGCCGACGGCGCGGAGGAAGUGGCCGUGUCCGGCAGGAAGUUCCUGGACGGGGACGAGCUCACGCUGGCCGACUGCAACCUGCUCCCCAAGCUGCACAUCAUCAAGAUCGUGGCCAAGCGGUACCGCGACUUUGAAUUUCCCUCUGAAAUGACGGGCAUCUCGAGGUACCUGAGAAACGCCUACGCUCGGGACGAGUUCACCAACACGUGCCCGGCCGACCGGGAGAUCGAGCUCGCUUACUCGGACGUGGCCAAGAGGAUGAAGUGAAGCGGGGCCUGGCCCAGCCGGGGUGCGGCUCUGGACAGUGCCCUCUGCGUCUCCCGCCAUAGCCACCCUUCGCCGGAGAGCGCCCCCGUUUUAGUAACGCCCCAGGCUGACCCACUUACCACCAAACGGCACGGGGCUGUCACGUCCCCUCCCGCGUGCGUCUGAGCAGCACCUGCGCCGCCUGCUGUCCCCUCCAACUGUCGUUCCUCUUCGUCGCCGCCUCUGAUGGUCAGCGGCAUCGGGAUGCUUAGGGCACGUGUUUCACAGUUUAAGUUCCAAAGCAAAUCAGGUUUGGGCUCAGUGCCUCCUUUAAUGAGAACGGCGUCUGCCUUUGAUAUUCUCAAGUCGUUAGCCUGCUUUUCUCUCUAAUAGUAUUUUAGCUUUUUUCAGAAUGAAACUGCUGUUUUUGUAAUUACCCAAUGACAGGUGCUGAUUUUAACAUUUUAACACAAUGUCAGAGAGUAGAGAGAUGGAAGAGAAAGGUCACCUGAAAUUUCACUGCCCUGAGAUCACCGCUGAUAACCAACUGGGGGGCGUCUCCAGACCUUCUGUGUCUCUCCCCCGCCCCCCAGCCCCUCGUCCUGGCCCCUCCCCCCAAUUUCAUUCCUGCGUGAUACUGCAGUACGUUAUUUUGAAGGACUGGUGCGGGGGCCUCUUGUGAUGCCUCGAUGAUCACUGUGGAGGACCCAGAACAAACCGACCGUCCAUGCAGGGCUAGGGAGGUGCUUGCCAUCGGGUUUCCAGGGUGGAGAGCGGGGAGUCCACAGACCCACAGGGACCGGCAGGGACCAGGAGCUGUGCUGGCCCCGCUCUGCAGAGGUGAUGCCCUCACCUCAGGGCCCAGGGGAGCCCACCGACCAGGAGUGCCUGCAUCCCAGCCCUGCUCCCCGCCUUCUCUCCCCUCCCCUCACACCUCCCCUCACACGGAGACCUGCCCCCAGGGGGACUCCCAGCCUCAGCCGCAGGGGGAGAACUCCCUGCCCUGGGUUUCAGAUGAAUGGAGCCCUAGAUCCCGUCCCACGGCAGCUCUCUCUAAGCCCCGGCACUGCGCCUGUUCAGUGACGCGUGGGCCAGCCUGGUUCUCACCGCUGCUCUGCCCUUUGUCAUGUCAUCUCGAGGUCAGGACGGGAAAACCCAGAGAGAUGAAGUUCACGGCGACGGCGGCGGUUCUGGUAACCGGUCGGGCUGGGAGGAAGUGGAAACCACUGACGCAGAGCUUUCUGGCAGCGGGGGCUCCCCGCCCGCGUCCCUGCAGCCCUCCGUGUGGGCCGGUGGGGCUCCGCUCAGGCCCCAGGAGGGGGGACAAGACCUCCCAGGGCUUAAGUGUUACCUGCCCGCCUUCCUCUGACAUGGACACUCAUCUCAGAAACCCUCCUGGCGAGCGGAUGGGGGCCUGUGGUUCCCGCUCAGAUGCUCAUUAAAGAAAGAGGCUGCACCAGCGCGAUGGGGGUCGUUUGGAGGAGAGUCAGAUGGGGUCUCCCUGGUCUGGGACCCAGCGAGCAACGUCCAAGGGGAGUCGCAGCGUCUGCACGUGUCACCAGUACACGCUUCACCGCUGCUUAGGAGCCAGAUGUGUAAGGCGACUUUUGCGAUGUCACCUUCAAACUGGGUACAUGCGUGGACUGCCCUCUGUCACUACUGCUAACCUGGCACUUUUAGCUGUUAACCGUGAUCUCAUCAAUGCCACACGCCUUAAAAUUAAACCAAUUACAAAGCUG
Myotis brandtii (Brandt's bat) is the source of this 2303-nucleotide messenger RNA. Its product is annotated as chloride intracellular channel protein 6. The record is from RefSeq and is a predicted model, not a curated record. Bases 1 to 585 code for a protein of 194 amino acids. Lineage: Eukaryota; Metazoa; Chordata; Mammalia; Chiroptera; Vespertilionidae. Gene Ontology annotation, molecular function: D4 dopamine receptor binding; D2 dopamine receptor binding; D3 dopamine receptor binding. The transcript is spliced from 4 exons. Gene Ontology annotation, cellular component: plasma membrane.